This is a messenger RNA of Colletotrichum paranaense, 1116 nucleotides long. RefSeq names its product polyketide synthase. The transcript has a single exon. Lineage: Eukaryota; Fungi; Ascomycota; Sordariomycetes; Glomerellales; Glomerellaceae. The coding region runs from base 1 to 1116 and encodes 371 amino acids. The record is from RefSeq and is a predicted model, not a curated record.
AUGGCGGCCGUGGAAGCCUUCAACGAAACGAGAGACAGUACGGACAGGAUUGUCACCGAUUGUGGAUUUGCGGGCUACUAUGAAAACGUCCACUCACGACAGAAAUUGCUCAUCGUUCAGCUGAUCAUGAAAUCGUUCCAAAAAUUGCGAUGCGAUAUUGCGCGUACAAAACCGGGCCAGAAGCUGAGACCGAUCAAAUGCGCCGCCAACCUACGGAAACAGCUCGACUUCUGCUAUGAAAUGCUUUCAGAUGCAGGACUUGUGCGCCAAGAAGGAGAUUCGUUCAUCAGGACAGACACACCCACACCACCUGGAAAUCCCAAAGAUGCUCUUCAACAUAUUCUCAACGACUUUCCGACAUACACAUCUCUGAACAAGCUUGUGGCUCACGCGGGUAACAACCUCGCCGAAAUUUAUGUGGGACGUACCGAUGGCGUCCGAUCGAUUUUCGGGUCCCCAGAAGGGCGCGAGUAUCUGGAAGAUAUCUAUGGCGCAGCGCAUCCGAGCAAGGCCUUUCACAAGCUCAUGGAAGACUUCAUGACCCGCUUCACAAAGACCGUCACCAUCCCUCACGGUUCUCAACUCAAGAUCCUGGAGCUUGGCGCUGGAACAGGGGGCACAGCCAAAUGGCUUGCCCCGUUGCUCGCUAAAUCGGGAGUCCCUGUCGAGUACACCUUCACCGAUCUGGCACACGGCUUCAUUGCUCAGGCUGCGCGGAAGUUCCAAGACUACCCCUUUAUGAACUAUCGAACACAGGACAUCGAGAAGCCACCACCUGCAGAUCUCGCGCACACCCAGGACAUAGUCAUUGCUGUAAACGCAGUUCACGCCACCCCCGACAUGGUAAAGUCACUUACCAAUACGCGCCAAUUCUUACGACCUGGCGGGUUUGCACUGGUGAUGGAGGUGCAGGAGCGUUUGUGCUGGGCUGACUUUGUGUUUGGGCUGUUUGAGGGAUGGUGGUUGUUCAGCGACGGGAGAAAGCAUGCGACGGCUGACGAGACGGUAUGGCGGGAUGCUUUCAAGGCAUCUGGGUUCGAUCAUAUUGAUUGGACUAAAGGGAAAUUGAGGGAUUCCGGCCUGCAGAGAGUUUUCCUGGCGACGGUGGCCGAAUAG